AUGGCGUCAGGCCAUUCCCCUUCCGCGCAAACCCUGCACCCUCCAAACCCUAAUGCUCCCGACUCUCCUCCGCUCGACUUCCAGGGCGUGACUGCGGCGAUCGCGGCGCUAGCAGGCGCAGUGCACGCGCUGCCCGCGGAAGACGAUUUCCACUUCUACUGCAACUUCGCCGCUUUCCGCGCGCGUGUCUCCGCGCUCCGCCAGCGCGUGCGCGCGCUGCUCUCCCGCCUCGGCCCGCCUGCGCCGCCCGCCGCGUUGGCUCCCGCCGCGGGUGACCAGGAUGACGCUGACGCUGACGUGGACGACGUUUAUGAUUGGCUAGUCGAUGUGCUGGAUAACCGGCUGGAGAAGGUCGACGUGGCACUUGACGAGAUGCGGAAAAAGCGGAAGAAUGCGCAACCGGAUUGGCAGGGGCUGGAGGAGGAGGAGGCGGAGCAGCGGCGGGAAGCGCUUCUGCGCGAAGCGGGGGCGUUCGGCUCCGGUCUCGCGGACGCCGCCUUUUCCGCGCCCAAGGCGGGCGGAAAGCAGCAAGCAGGCGGAAGCAUGCCGGCGGCGGAGAUUGCCACGUCAGCUAGCAGCUGGCGGCGCAGCUUGCGCGGGAAGAACCGGCCGCAGGACGCGUUCGAGCCGCCUGUCGACAACUCCGACGCGCCACUCUCGUUGCCACGCCUCGAGUUCAUCGAGGCGAUUCGGCGCGAGGCGGAAGCGGAAAGCCCCGGAGAGGAGAGCGCUGAAGAGGAGGGGGUCGGGGGCGGGCGGGCAGGGGGAGAGUUGGAAGAGGGGGAGGAGGUGGAGGAAGGAGAUGGGGGGAACGAGGGCGCGGAGGGGGAGAAGGUGCGCGGAAGGGGAGAGGGGAGAGGCAGGGGCCCUCCGCGGCUGAAGUGGAGAGCGCUGAAGGAGCGCCAUCCGUUGUGGCACCGGCUUCGCCACAUCACCUACCAGCCCUGGCAGCUCUGCCCUCCGAACCUGCCGUCCCGAGCCACCACAACCGAACCAACCCCAGGCUCGGAACCACACCACCAACUCUCCCCCCCACCUCCCUUGGAAGACACACCCUUGGCAUACGUAGAAACGCGCGAGCAGCUAGCAGCCAUGGCGGAGGAGAUUAAAGCCGAGAGGGAGGUGGCAGUGGAUCUCGAGAAUCACAACUACCGGUCAUUCCAGGGCUUCCUGUGCGUGCUGCAGCUGUCGACGAGAAGGAAAGACUAUGUGGUGGACGCGGUUUCCCUGCGCGGACACAUCGGACCAAUACUGGGACCCAUGUUUGCUGACACACGCAUAGUCAAGGUGAGACUGGGGGAAUCACAGCUAGUGGGCCAGGGCCUUCCAGGGCUUUCUGUGCGUGCUGCAGCUGUCGACGAGAAGGAAGGACUAUGUGGUGGACGCUAUUGUGCUGAGGGGAGAGAUCGGGCCCGUGCUGGGACCCAUCUGUCGACACGGAGCAAGGACUACGUGGUGGACGCCAUUGCAAUGAGGGGGGAGAUUGGCCCCCUGCUGGAGGGAGCCCAUGUUUGCCGACCCUCACAUUGUGAAGGUGAUGAUGUGAGGGGCGUGAAUGGGAUGAGAGCUAUGCAGGUGAUGCACGGGGCGGACAGCGACGUGGUGAUGCACGGGGCGGACAGUGAUGUGGUGUGGCUGCAAAGGGACUUUGGCAUCUUCAUUGCGAAUCUCUUUGACACGGGGCAGGCCUCACGUGUGCUUGGGCUAGAGCGCUUCUCCCUGGCGCACCUGCUGCAGCGCUACUGCGGGGUCACGGCCAACAAGAGCCUUCAGAUGGCGGACUGGCGCGUGCGGCCGCUGCCAAGUGAUAUGCUCAAGUAUGCCAGGGAAGACACGCACUAUUUGCUCUUCCUGCACGACUGCCUUCGGCUGGAGCUCGCUGCGUCUGCCGGUGGUGGUGGUGGUGCUGCUGCUGCUCGGGCUGAUGGGAGGAUGGAUAAAGGGAAGGCUUGCGGUGAGGAGAAGGAGGAGGGAGAGGAGGAGGAUGAGGAAGGGGAGGUGUUGAAGCGCAGUAGGGACGUGUGUCUGCUGCUCUACUCCAAGCCACAGCGCACCACACACGCCCUGACAGUUCUCCUCACCCCUUGCCCCCCUCCUCCCCCCCUUCCCCAUAUUUUUUCCCUCUCCCCUCGUCCUCUGCAGGUGUUGAAGCGCAGUCGGGACGUGUGUCUGCUGCUCUACUCCAAGCCACAGCGCGCCUUCCACUCCUUCCUCCGCAACAACAGGUUAAGCACAGAGGCCUUCACCGAGGAACAGAUGGCUGUGCUCUCUGCGCUGUACACGUGGCGAGAUCAGACGGGCAGGGAGUGCGAUGAAGGGCUGGGAUACGUCAUGCCCAACCACCUGUUGCUCAAAGUCGGUGCGUUCCCCUACCUGAAGGCCCCCGUGAUUGAUUGUCCUGCACGAAUCACAUCCCAGUGA
Molecule: messenger RNA, 2421 nt
Organism: Closterium sp. NIES-65
Lineage: Eukaryota; Viridiplantae; Streptophyta; Zygnematophyceae; Desmidiales; Closteriaceae
Source: the annotation of a GenBank genome assembly